This is a messenger RNA of Mercurialis annua (annual mercury), 1495 nucleotides long. Its product is annotated as protein MAEA homolog. Gene Ontology annotation, molecular function: ubiquitin protein ligase activity; protein binding. The transcript has 7 exons. Gene Ontology annotation, biological process: proteasome-mediated ubiquitin-dependent protein catabolic process. Gene Ontology annotation, cellular component: cytoplasm; nucleus; GID complex. The coding region runs from base 67 to 1326 and encodes 419 amino acids. The record is from RefSeq and is a predicted model, not a curated record. NCBI's taxonomy places the organism in Eukaryota, Viridiplantae, Streptophyta, Magnoliopsida, Malpighiales, Euphorbiaceae.
AAUCAUACCACUGACUGAUCUGAAAUCCAUCGUCUCCAAUCCCAAAUCAAACCGUCUCACUCCACAAUGGAAAUAGAUCCUCUCCCGAACGGAAACUCCGCUGCAUCAACGCCGUCAACAGCUUCACCGGCGCUAACUCCGUCAACGACGUCACUUCUGCCAACGGCAACCGCCACCUCAUCGAAACUAGCGGAGUCGUUAAAGCUAGAACACCAAUUCUUGCGCGUUCCGUUCGAGCACUACAAGAAAACGAUCCGAGCUAAUUACAGAGCCGUUGAAAAAGAAGUGUCGUCUAUAAUUUCCGGCGUCAAUGACGUGGCGAAUUCUGAUUUGUCUAAAGAUUACGCUGUUGAACACCUUACUAAUCUCGUUUCCAAAUUGCAAGGUCUCAAAAGAAAGUUGGAGGAGGGAAGUAAAACAGAGAACUUGCAAGCGCAAAGGUGUCGAGCUAGAAUUGACCAUUUAGAAUCAGUAGAUUCUGAGAAUUUGUCUGAAUGGAACAACAUACGUCUGAAGAGGAUUCUUGUGGAUUACAUGUUGCGUAUGUCCUAUUACGAAACUGGAAUGAAGCUAGCUGAAAGCAGCAAUAUGAUGGAUCUUGUUGAUAUUGAUGUAUUUCAAGAAGCAAGAAAAGUUAUUGAUGCGCUUCAGAAUAGGGAUGUUGCUCCUGCUUUAGCCUGGUGCGCUGAUAACAGGUCCCGGUUGAAGAAGUCCAAGAGCAAAUUGGAAUUCCAGUUGAGACUUCAAGAGUUCAUAGAGUUAGUGCGAGCUGAUAAUAACAUGCGUGCUAUUGCAUAUUCUCGGAAAUAUCUUGCUUCAUGGGGAUCUACUAACAUGAAAGAAUUACAGCAGGUCAUGGCAACAUUGGCUUUUAAAUGUCACACUGAAUGUUCAAAAUACAAGGUACUAUUUGAUCUGAAACAGUGGGAUUACUUAGUCGACCAAUUUAAACAGGAAUUCUGCAGGCUAUAUGGCAUGACACUUGAGCCUUUGCUGAAUAUAUAUUUACAGGCAGGCUUAUCAGCAUUAAAAACACCAUAUUGUUAUGAAGAUGAUUGCACAAAGGAGGAUCCUUUAUCGCAAGAGAGCUUCCGGAAAUUGGCAUUGCCUCUGCCAUAUUCUAAGCAGCACCAUUCAAAGCUGGUUUGCUACAUAACUAAAGAGCUGAUGGACACCGAGAAUCCACCACACGUCUUGCCCAAUGGUUAUGUCUACAGUGCUAAGGCCCUCGAGGAGAUGGCAAAGAAAAAUAAUGGUAAAAUAACGUGUCCUAGGACGGGUUUGGUUUGCAAUUUUUCGGAGGUGGUAAAGGCAUAUAUAUCAUGAGUGCAUGUUUAAUAAAUUUCAUAUUCAUCUCUGAAGUCAUUUGUGAAUACUAACAACUUACAAAAACUUGUUUUUGUACAUAUGCAAAAAAGUUCAGGACUUCUUUCAGCGUUGGUCGUCGCGUCCUUUUCCCUUCUUAAUAAAUAAACUUUCAAGUUUUUAUUUGUUA